Molecule: messenger RNA, 5599 nt
Organism: Hydractinia symbiolongicarpus
Lineage: Eukaryota; Metazoa; Cnidaria; Hydrozoa; Anthoathecata; Hydractiniidae
Exons: 15
Coding region: 332-2260 (642 amino acids)
Biological process (GO): signal transduction
Source: RefSeq, a predicted model, not a curated record
GCGUCAUUAGAUUUAAUUACGGACAACUUCGUUUUAAUGAGUAACGAAUGAUGUUAUGAUGUUUAGAGUAAAUGUGAACUGGAAAACAUAUCAAAGUGUUUUUGUAAUUCAUCUGUGCUGAUGUAGUUGAAGAACGAUUAUCUAUAGUUUUAUGCGUAUUUUUGCCACAAUCGUACAGGACUCAUUGUUGAAAGUAUUUUGUUAGAUACUUAGCUCCUGUUUUGAAGAUCAAUUUUUCACUUCCUGUGCUUUAACGCUUGUAUUGUACUUCGUUGCUAAUUAAACUCCUGUUUCGUCUAUUCAGUUGAUUGGACACAUUGAUUCAUGAAAUAUGUCUGUGUCAUUUUGCGAGGCCUUGAUCAGUUUUUGUGAAGUCAAUUCCCAAACAACUAUAAAAGACAUCCACAUUCGUUGCAAAAAACUUUCCGCUUUAACUAAAAGCGACCACGGGGAAGAACAAAAGAAACAAGAACAUUUAAGCAAUAAAUAUGAUUGGUGCAAAUCAGCCAAACUUAUUGUGGAAAGGUGUUGGCAUCAAUUGAAUAGUAAUGGACGAAUUGGAGUGAUAAGGAACAAUCAGAACGCGCAUAGAACGGAUAUUGAGGUUGCCAUCUUAGACUUUGUACUAUGUCUGGCCGGUUGCUAUACUAAUUCAGAAGAGGGGUGUAUGAAAAAAUGUAUUGCAAGUGGUCUGAUGUACACAAUUAUAAAAUACAUAUAUUGUCUGGUGAAAGACAUUAAAGAACCGGAAGAUAAUCAGUCAACACAAUGGUUGCUUCGCGAUGGAGUUAUGACUAUUGUUUACAACUGUUCCAGAACACCAUAUAAUAGAGAUUGGUAUCGAGAUCCAUCUUCCCUUGAGGGGAUAUCUUCCAGUGAUUUACGUUCCAGAUAUAUUUCCAAAGAUAACAAGAUACUUGAAGAUCAUCAGGACAGAGAGAUAACUUCUGUCCAAUCAAUGGUCUCUAACAUCCAAGAAAUAUCGCAUGCUAUUACAUCAAAGUGGAAGUAUAUGAUGGCGGCCACAUAUAUUGCUCCCGUAUAUCAUCUUUCUGCUGUGUUGACUUUGGCCCAUUUAUAUUGUGAAGCGGACAAGACAAAUGUAUCUCUAGUAGAAGAAGAAAUAGUAUCACGCUUGAUGGAAUACACAAUCGAAAGUUUGCAUUCCAAAAACUUUGAAUGUGAAAGUUUUUCUUUGGAAGAAAUGUUAAAUGGAUUGCAAAGGAUGGUUGUAAAUACGGAGAAUCAGCAAAAAAUUGUAGACGCUGGCGUUCUUGACGUUGUUCUGAAAGUACUACAGCAUGACCAUAUCCCAAUAGCUGCACUAAAUGAAGCAUUGAAAGUUGUGUGGCAACUAUCUUUUAGUUACUGUGAGAAAAUUAAAGAGAAUACUACGCUAUGUCAGCUUAUAUAUAAGUUAAAGGACAACGAACAUGGCGAUGUAUCCUCCAACGCGUCAGGAAUCGAAUGGGAGCUAAACAAGAACCAAAUCGAUCACGAUGACACCGAACACAGUGCAAAGCACAUCAUGAUCAGCUAUAGUUGGAAGCAAAAGAGUGUCGUUAAAGAUAUUGUUGUAAAGUUGAAAGAGUAUGGAUUUAAACUUUGGUUUGAUGAAAGUGACAUGACAGAUGAACUUUGUAUUGCUAUGGCACACGCUAUACAGAAUGCGGAAGUGUUUUUGCUGUUUGCAUCACGAACUUAUCAAGAAAGCGCUAAUUGCAAAUCAGAAGCAACAUACGCUCGUGAAAGGAAUGUCAAAAUAAUUCCAAUCAUUCUUGAAGAAGACUGGAAACCUGACAAUUGGUUGGGAUUUAUCAUGAGUGAUAAAUAUUAUAUCAAGAUUCCUCGGAACAAUCCGAGUAUGCUUCUCAAUACGUUUGAUGAAUUGAGGAAAAAGCUAGAGUCUCACAUAACAAAGCCCGAUAGCAAACAUACAGUUAAUCAAGUGGAUGAACAUCGACGUAUGUAUCCAACAGAGAAUGAAUCUGGAAUAGUUAAAGAGAUCAAAAUGCUUUCUCCAGAAGAUUGGGACCAAAGUAGAACAUUGCAGUGGAUGGAUGAAAAUGAUAUUAUCAUUUUGGCACGAAAGCAUAAUCUAAACGGUGAAAAGUUAAAAUUCUUGUAUGAGCUAAUGAGUCAGCAUCCCGUGUUAUUUUACAAGUUCUUGAUGGAAGAUUUCAGUUUGGGAAAUUUUGAUGAAGUAUCCAAUUUUGUGAUUGCGCUGCAGAAAUUAUUUAAAAAUCACUUGCAAAAUUAGUAUUAUCCUCGCGUAAUUGAAUGUAAUUUUCGAAAUAUGUUUACCAAAAUAAUCUGUCAUCAGUUUAUUUUGUUCCUUUUGCCACGGACUUUUGGACGUUGGGUUAGAAAAUGAUGUUGCAGAAACACGAAUAUCAAAUGCGAUAUAUUUUUAUCCACCUUGUUGCCGCGGGUAAAUAUAAACGACGGGCGAACUCGUGGAUUUUUUUCACGGGCUAAUAAUCUCUUUAAUAAUAACCGUCGUCUGUCUAUCUGUGUGUCUGCGAAAGCCGCGUCCGGUAACGGAAUCACGAAAUUUUUAUAAUGCGCACCAAUACCAAGUGCGAUAAAUUUUGUCCACUUUGUUGUGACAGGUGAAUUUAAAGGACGGGCGAACCCGUGGAUUUUUCCACGGGCUAACGACUAGUUAUGUAUAAUACCCAACACAAAGCACUAACCAGCUAAGAUAUUUCCUCGUUUACGCAACCAGGAUUUUGUGUCGACUUUCAUACAGCACUGUCUGGGCACGAGUAAAGCGAUUGUAGGGACAAACUUUUAGCCUGUUUUUGUUUGUCUGGAUAACCCAGUCAAGUUUCUUGGUAACUUUCUCACUAAGAAUUAUUUGUGUCAUACAGAAAAAGACAGAAAUGUGUAACCUUUUGUUGUUUCUUUCCUGAUUUUUUGCUUCUUAUACUAACGUUUAACUUUUAAAUAACGUAUUGAAAUGGUGCUGCUAGUCCUCUCUGUGGUAUAGUAACUUUAUGAAAACAGGAACAACUUACAGUUAUUAACUUUUACAAAGUGCACAGUUGGAUGAUGGUAAAAGGGUAUUUUUAGCUCUGUAGCUGCAGAGGCAAUAAGUUUGGACUGAAGUACUUGUUAGAAAAUACAUGACACACUGCUAGAUGUUCACAUGUUUUCCUUAUAAUCAACCUUCAUGCAGGGGCAGAUUUAGCUAUGGUGUACUGCUGUAAAUACACCAACAAAAAUUCAGCUCAAAAAUUUAGGUGUAUCUCUGUGAGCCUUUUGCUCUUUGAUUUUUACGCCCAUUAUUAAAAUGAACUAGAAUAACGGCCACCCAACUUCCAUCGCCGCGUAUAGAACUGAUUUUGGGGGGGUCGACCACCCCCCGCCGUUUGGGUUUUGUGGUCCUGUUUUUGUGUCAAUUUAGCUGCAUGCAGCUGUUUCAUCCUGCGAAUUUUUGAUAUCCUGAUCGGCACCGGCUUUACUAUUUACACCAGUUCAAUUGGUGUAAGCUUCGCAUUCUUCUGGGCAAUAAAUAUCCUUGUGUAUUUCUCUGGUGUAGCCAACUGGUGUAAAAUGAAAAUUAUAAGGCAUGACGAUCCAGGACACAUAUUCAGGUGAGUGAUCUGCGAACUUUCUCUUUUACGACCGCUGUGAAACAGGUCAGUGUUUUUUUACUUGAUUUAUGUCUUGAAGAGUGUUUAAGUGGCGGAUUCGAUAUCAGAUAAACAACUGAAGUUAAUCGAAGAUUUGGGGCUAGAUGUAAAGCACCAUAUUUUGACAUGUAUUGGGGAAGUAUCAGAUUUGGAUACAAGGGUUGCGAAGAAAGUUGGACGGAAUCUCAAAGACACUAGCUACUGAAUGCUCACUUGGCAAAAUUUCCUACAGAGUCUAUUUGUUGAUGUUUAAGCAGAUCUACAGGAAACGGCAAUUGUUUAUACAAUUCUGUUUCCAUAUUAAUUGUUGGAAAUUAGAGCCUUUGCUAUCUACUUCAAGCUGCUGUUCUGAUUGAGCUGCCUUAACAUUUAAACUUCUAUGCUUCACAAAAUGUUAACAAAAAGAUUGUGGAGAACUCUCCUCGUAAUGAAAGAGAAUUUUUUUUGUUAAUAUUUCCUCAUGACGUUGGUGAUGAAUUUACAGGAAAUAAAAACGUAGAAACAGUAAAACAUUCAUAAAAGUAAACAUUCAGCUUUAUUUCUUGGAAAUAAUUAAUAAUGGAUUAGCUGCACAUAUUUUUAUGUUGUACCCAAAUAUCUUCAAGAUUUUACAUAUUCUUGCCUUGCCGUAGUGCCAGUAACGACCAGUUUCCUGUGAGAGAUCUUUAUCAAAGCUACGACGAGUAAAGACAUUUUCAAGAAAUUUGAUGACCCAGUGAAAGUAGAAGAAAUGGAUAAUCGAAUAUCAAGCUGAAAGAUUUAAGAUAUGGAUAAUCAUCAAAGAAUAUUUUCAAAUUUGGACGAAAGGUUAUUAAAAAUGCCACAACUGCAUAUGUAGCUUAUAAUGUCCUAAUUAUGUGAUUAUCUAAAAGCGAAUAUAUAACUCCACCGACUACAUAACUUUAUGAUUUAGAAUCUCUAAAAAUAACUUUAAAAAAAUGUGAUUCAAUGGGCAGUCAUUUGAUGAAACGCGAAUUAGUAAAAACAUUCAAACAUCCAUAUAGCUACUAUAAUUUUGUUGUUCUGAUGCAGCCAAAGACGUGAAAUGAAAGACAUAUUUUCAGAUCAUGUAUAGCUGAUCUACAUAUUGGAAUAUAGAUAUAUUGAUAAAUGCUAAUGCUAAAUUCGUCUAACAGAUUCAUCGUCAAUCCCGUUGGGUUAAAAAUUUGAAUUUUAAAAAGUUUUUUAAAUUUUUAAUUCAACUUUUUCUGGCUAACUGUCUUCUUUUUUAUGAGGAAAAUUUUUUGAGGAUGAAGGUAACCUUUAAGAGAAGUCAUUUUCACAGAAAGAAGUUCUCAACAUUAUUUUUAGAUUUUUUUCUUUCAUUCACAAAUUCACAACAAAUUUUAAGAGUUAGUCAUGUGUUUACAAAUUAUUCGCUGGAAUAAAUUCUUGUGCAUAAGUAUAAGGAGAACAUUUUCUUAUACUCAUGUAAUUUUGCUAUGAUUUCUUUCCAACCGUAUCCCAUCUCUGUCAGAAAAUUUGACCUACCAUCCCCCUUUUAAUGCUAGAUUCCUAACCAAUUUAAAUAGACAAUAUUAAACUUCGGCUAAUCUGGCGAUUUUUUUUUUUUUUUUGCAAGAAUGUUUUUAUAUCGGGUAUUUAUACAUUGUUAUCUAAAAGAUUACGUAUGUCAAAUAUUAUGAUGAUUUUUGCAUAAAAUAUUUUUUGCUGAUGCUAAAGAUUUAGUGAAAGAAAAAUCAGUAUUGUGAAAUAACGAAAACUUUAUUUGUGGUAGAAAUUUGUGGACAAUGGAUUUAAAUUUUUUUGUAAAUUUAGGGUUACGGCAGAUGUAACUACCAGCUAACAUAAUAAUAAUAUAAUAAAAGUAUUUACCGUUAUGUUUUCCUUGACCCUGCGAACUGGCCAGGCUAACUAAAGCUAACUGGCUUAAACUACACCUACCUUUCGUCAGCUAUUUAGCUAGCUAGUUAAUUGUUUUGAAAUAUAGUGGUAGUAAC